UGGGUUGCCAAGAUGGCGGCAGCGCGGGAGACAGUGCCAGUGUUGGCUGAUGAAGCAACGAACCCCCGGCCAGGUGCUUGUGAAGUAGCCAGUUUCGUUUUAUCCGUCACCAGUGCACAGUUCAAACACCUACUAUUUUCUAUUUGUGUUUUUAACUGAUGGAGAGCGUCUAAGAUGGGGAACGGAGACGUGUUAGUGGAGGUGGAGGAGAAGAAGGUGCCGGAAGUGCUCGAAGUACUCAAGGCCGAUGGAAACUGGCCCUUCUCAUUCCUGAUGCACCAGCUGAUUAAACUUAUGCAAGAAUUCAAGAAAUCAACUUAUUGCAACUUCAAACAGAGGCUGUUCUUAGUUGGAAAGACCAUUGAUGAGGGAACAAUCAUUGUAUUGACAUCUUUCAAGGGUAACAGCACCAGUACAACGUACGUGCACAUCUACAGCUGCGGUGACGACACGCAGGACAUUGCUGCAGCGUUGCAGAAUCCUGCAGUGCCCUGGGACAAGGACCAAGUGAUAUUUGACGUUGUAUACGGCAGCGUGAGGCCCUUCGUACUCGAGACACUCAAGGGCCGAGGAGUCAAGUAUACCGAGGCUACAAACAGCCUCUAUUGGAUAAAUCCUGAAGAACAACACAAACUUGAUGAGAGAAAUCCGCCUUCAGAUGUCACAAUUCUGUUUUUGAAUGAAGGCCACGCCAAAGAGAUCAAUGAAAAAUGGUCACUUAAGUUCCUAGACUCUGAAAACAUGAUUAAAGACUGCAUUCUUACUAGUUUUGGAAUGGGAGUCGUGCGCAAAAGUGACAGGAAGUUGCUGAGUCACGGUUUGUGCAACCAUGCCGGCGCAAUCUUCAUCCUCCACACAGAUCCGCCAGAACGGCGCAAGGGCUACGCCAGUUUACUGAUCACUAGCAUCAUUCGGGAGACGAUCAAGCGCCAGAGGACUCCUAUAGCGAUCAUCGACAAUAAGAACUCCUCCUCCGAGAGUCUCUUCAAGAAGUUCAACUUUGUUCCAUUUAUCCCCACCAAGUACUAUGCCGUCACCAAAACUUGAUACUGGCUGUGAUAUUUGCUCAAUCUGUGUUACUAAUUCUUCACAAGCUUUUUAAAUAACAUCUCAAAAAUCUUCGCUAAAAUAAAUAUAUUUUUGCAAAAGUU
Homalodisca vitripennis (glassy-winged sharpshooter) is the source of this 1151-nucleotide messenger RNA. RefSeq lists its product as uncharacterized. Bases 175 to 1047 code for a protein of 290 amino acids. Gene Ontology annotation, molecular function: acyltransferase activity, transferring groups other than amino-acyl groups. The transcript has 6 exons. The record is from RefSeq and is a predicted model, not a curated record. NCBI's taxonomy places the organism in Eukaryota, Metazoa, Arthropoda, Insecta, Hemiptera, Cicadellidae.